Molecule: messenger RNA, 1566 nt
Organism: Mya arenaria
Lineage: Eukaryota; Metazoa; Mollusca; Bivalvia; Myida; Myidae
Product: multiple epidermal growth factor-like domains protein 10
Exons: 13
Coding region: 1-1566 (521 amino acids)
Molecular function (GO): scavenger receptor activity
Source: RefSeq, a predicted model, not a curated record
AUGGCGACAGGGGAGUGCUCAGUUUGCUUGCCGGGAUGGAAAGGGACACCCUGUGACCAAGUAUGUGUCCCAGGCGAUUAUGGACCAGGGUGUACAUCACACUGUGGUCAAUGUCUUGAUGGCACCACCACAUGCAACACGGACAACGGUUUUUGUCCGCAUGGGUGUGCAUCUGGAUACAGAGGGCAGUUGUGUACUAUACCCUGUACUUCCGGAGAGUAUGGACUAGACUGUACAUCACACUGUGGGCAGUGUCGUGACGGAAACGCGACGUGCAACACGUACAACGGACACUGUCCUGCUGGAUGUGCACCUGGAUUCAAAGGAGUCAUCUGUAAAACAAAAUGUUCCCCCGGAGAGUAUGGACCCGGAUGUACGUCACAUUGCGGUCAGUGCAGUGGCGGGAACACAACGUGCAACGUAUACAGCGGUCAAUGUCCGAGCGGAUGUGCAUCCGGAUACAAAGGCGAUGUUUGUUCAACUUUCAUUUUAAAGCCUGUGCUCGCGGAGAGUUUGGACCAAACUGUGCUUCAAACUGUGGCUACUGUCAUGACAGCAACACGACGUGUGACAUAUUCAACGGGUACUGUCCAGCCGGAUGUGCCACUGGAUACAAAGGAUACUUCUGUAAAACCAAAUGUUCUCUCGGGGAGUUUGGACACGCGUGUACGUCACAGUGCGGUCAUUGUAGUGGUGGAAACACAACGUGCAACUUAUACAACGGUCAUUGUUCGAGCGGAUGUGCACCCGGAUAUAAAGGAGAUUUAUGCUCAACUGCCUGUGUUUCCGGAGAGUUUGGACCAAACUGUACCUCCAAAUGUGGCUACUGUCAUGACGGCAACACGACGUGUGACAUAUUCAACGGGUACUGUCCAGCCGCCGGAUGUGCCGCUGGAUACAAAGGAGACUUCUGUAAAACCACCUGUGAUCCCGGAGAAUAUGGUCCAGACUGUACACGCAAUUGCGGUUGGUGUCGUGAUGGCUACACCACGUGCAGUGUAUACAACGGCCAAUGUCCGAAUGGAUUGUCCAUUUGGAAAAUAUGGUGACGGAUGUCUGUUCAACUGUAGCGGCAACUGCAGUGAAAAUAAUACCUGUAAUUACAUUAACGGCGAAUGUUCAUAUGGAUGUGAACGUGGUUUUGACUUUGCAAUUGACAGGCAUUGCAGAACACAAUGUAAGAAUGGAACAUUCGGCAAAGACUGUACCCACAAGUGUGAUUUUUGCAUGAACGGCGAUUGCAACACAUUAGAUGGAACUUGUCGUAGUGGAUGUAUGAAGGGUUAUUUGGGGCAGUUUUGUACGGAGGGUCAGAAUCAAAAUAAUGACCAGUGGACUCGACAAGCAAAUAACAUCAUUCUUGUUGUUGCCGCUGUCUCAUCAACAUUGCUGUUUGUUUCAAUCGUAGCUAAUGUUUUCCAGUAUUGCAGAAGAAAGUCCAAGUACAGAAAAAGGAAAGAGAAGGUGGACACCGAUUAUUUCACAGUACCUGGACCAUCAGCGCCAUCUGAUUACGACAGCCUUGAUGCAAUUGAACUGAGUUCAACUCGAGGAAAUAGACAGUAG